GCACGAGCAACCCCUUGAACCACUACAAUAUCAAACCCAUCUUCUAUUCACUUAUGUCCAGUUUUUCAUAGAACAUCUGUAAUAUACUGCAGAACAUUCAUCAUAGAUACACCAGAAAAAUUCUCAGUAAAUGUUUUAUGGGUUCAACUUUGUAAAACAACAACAACAACUUUCACAGCUUAAAAUACUGCAUUUCCCUCUCUUUUCAGCUCAGUUAUGGCUCAUUUCACCCAGGACUGAGCGAUAAAACCUAUUUCCCUUUUACCUACCAAAUGGUCCCAAACGACAAUACCCAGAAUGAAGGUAUAGUGCACUUGAUAAAAUAUUUGGGAUGGACAUGGAUUGGCCUUAUUGUUUCAGAUGAUGACAGUGGUGAACGGUUUGUGCAAAGUAUGAAAUGUAUGCUCAAUGAGAAUGGCAUCUGUGUUGCCUUUGCAGAGAAGGCACCAUUAGUCUUUCUCCAAUCCUCUAGUGCAUGGAAUAUAUUUUCUAAGGGAAAUAUCCUGGCAACACUUCAUAGGACCAAAGCCAAUGUGAUUGUUGCAGAUGGAGACACUUACUCAAUGCAAGGUUUACAGAUGAUGCUGUAUACUGAGUAUUACUUGGGAAGGAAACCCAAAGAGAAGGUUUGGAUUACCACAGUCCAGUGUGAUUUCACCUCAAGUGUUAUUUGGAAUAGCUGGAACCUGAAAUACUUCCAUGGCUCCUUGUUCAUGACAAUCCACAAAAACCAUGUACCAGGAUUUCAGAGUUUUCUCCAGAUGUAUGACCCUCACCAGCACCAAAAUAGUUUAUUUAUGAAAAUGUUUUGGGAAGCUGCAUUUCAGUGCAGAACUCUAAAUAAAAAGCACUGUACAGGCAAGGAAAAGUUAAAUAGUCUUCCUGGGACUGUGCUUGAAAUGAGCAUGUCUGAUCAGAGCUAUAGUAUCUACAAUGCAGUCCAUGCUUUGGCACAUGCUUUACAUGCUUUUCGUGCACAAGGGCAAAGAGUGAGGGGGAAACCUGCUGGAUUGGAUCAUUGGGCACCGCUGCCAUGGGAGGUAAUAUGAGAUAUUUAGUCUCAGUACUUUUGCAAUGGGUGGACUAGUGUUACACAUGUUGCUAGUGAAGGUCAGAAAUACUGAAUCUUUGAUGGACUUCAAACACCUUCGCUGAAGUCAUUUAGUAAAUAAGUAACCUUGGUGAAGUUUCACAGAUUUUCUGUGAAAGACUGCAAGUUCCCAAAUGAUGCUCAGUAGCUACUCUUAGAAUGAGAGAUGAUAUUUAUAAAUCCUGAGAUUUGGUUUUCCCAUCUAGCUCCAGGCAUUUUUGAGAAAAAUUCAUUUCAACAACAGUGCUGGGGAGGAGGUAUUCUUUAAUGAAAACAUGGAAUUGUCUACUGGAUCAUAUGAUAUUGUUAACUUGGUUACUUUUCCAAAUAAAUCUUUCAUCCGAGUAAGAGUUGGAAUGGUAGAUUUCCAGUCUUCUAAUGAAAAAAUUACCAUUAAGAAAGAUGUCAUUAUAUGGCCCAACAUCUUCAACCAGGUGGGUAAUUAAGAUUUUAAUAAUUUGCCAUUUUUCAUAGUUUCCCAAAAUCUGUGGGAUUCAAUCUAGAAAAUGAAAUGAAUGAGUUCCAUUGUUUCUCAAGACAUGAGGGUUUGGGGGGGGGGUUGGGUUUGUUUUGUUUUGUUUUUUUAAAUCCUCUCAAUUUGCCAUGAAAGAGCUUAUUCCCUUACCUCUAAUAACUAAAGGCUUUAGUGACGAAGAACUUGAUUUUGGCACAUACCAAAUUGACCUAUGUAGAAAAAAUAAAGAAACCUAAACUGCCUCUGUUAUUUGGAUCAACUGAAUCAACCUGAUAACUUCACUUUAAAAUGAUACAUAAAUAUCUCAAUGGUGGACCAGUUAGAUUACGCAUAGUACUUUGACAUUGCAUGUGAGUGGGACAAGGUUUUCUGCCCAAGUUUUAUACCUAGUUAUUUUAUUUUAAACACUGGAGUGUGAUCACUUUGUCUUUGUCUUUUUAAAACAGAGGUUAAAUAUACAACUUCAGGCUAAAAUACAGAGAAAUGAAUUUAUAACCUGAAAUUCACCGGACUGUAUUUUCUUAUUUUUAUGGUUAGGCAUUGCCUCCUUCUAUGUGCACUGAAAGAUGCCCCCCUGGAUACUACAAAAAAGUUCGUGAGAGUGAACCAUCUUGCUGCUAUUAUUGUUCUCAGUGCCCAGAGGGGACCAUUUCACACCAGACAGGUAGGUAAUUUCAGAGGCACUAUCCAAACUAUAUAUUUCAAAUAUUAAUUGUUUUUAAUAGACAGCCUAUAAUAUAUGCCUGGAUUUUUCAUUCAGAUCAAUUGGCUGCAUUGGAUAAGAUAAUGCAUAAUGUUAUGUUGACAAUGUGUGUGUGUGGUGGUGGGGUUAAAAAGUUAGCAUUCCACCACACAAAACCAACCAGACAUGAGCUGUAUAUUACUAGAUGCUUAACCUUUACAUGGUAUUUUCAGAUCAGUCAGAACACAAUGAUAAAAUGUUUUUGGCCUAAGGCUGAAAUAAAUAGGCACAUACAGCUAGGAUGAAAAAAGGAUCUAUUUAUUAAAUGUUACAUACAAAUCCUACAGAAAAAACUAUAGGGGAGGAAACUGGCUCAGACUAAGAAAUCCUGUGGCUGUAAAGGUGACAAAACCAUGCAAGCCUAUCCACUGACCGCUUACCUGAGCCACACACUGAAUGUGAGUAGAGGAAGUCUUAUAUCAUCACCACCCUUCAAGCCUUACUACUGUCUGAAUGAGGAAAUUUAGCAUCAACGACAGUCCCUAUCCUGCUCCCAGGCUGUGCAUCCUUCAGGUACAGCUUUGAGAGGGACCACCCAUCCACAAGGUAGCCUAAGUGAAGGGGUGCCAACUUGAAUAAAAUAUUGGGAGGGCAGGCAAGCCCUGCCCCACAUAAUCAAUCAUAUGACACGGUGCACGCAUACAAUUUGAAUGGUGAUGCCCAUCAACUUGCCCCACAAAUAUUUUAUGGGGGAGAGGGCUGAAGCCCCCUUGGCCCCUAAGAUUUUGCACCUAUGUCUAAGUGUGUCACCAGCCUGCCCUAUGAAGUUCCUUUUCCCACGUUUCUGCCAAAGUGACCAGAUUCACCUAUUUAAACACAUGAAACUGAAAUGCCAAAUUAAAUAUCAGCCAAUUGAACAAUAUCGUCAAAUCAACCAAUCAGCAUGACUAGCCAAGUAUUAAGGCAGCUCACCUAACAAUCUCCUAUUCCAAUCCUACAGUAUGGAAAAGGGGGGGGGGGGCUUUCUCACAAAUCUAGACAAGCCAGCCAAAAAUUCCUACUCAGCCCCAAAGUGACUACAGCAACCACAAUGCAGAAAAGGGUGGGAGGGUGCCAAACAAGGAAAAGGAGGCUGGAUGGGCUUAAAUAAUGCUCCUUUCAGUGUGUUGGUGUGCUGUACACACUAUGUCUGUUUUCACAUCAGCAAACCACAUAACAGUGGGGGCUUCAGUGCCAGCUGCAAAUUUUCCCCACUUCCCAAAACAAUAUCGGACAUCAGAAUAGGGAUUAUCUAGCUUUUGUAGAUUAUUGACUGAUGUGCUGUGUUGCAUGAUGUAGGCUGCAUGCUGAAAAGCUCUGCCAUACAGGAAAUUUAUGUGUGUUUUUUACAGAUGCAUAUCAGUGUGAAACAUGCCAAGAAGCUGAACAUCCAAACAAGAAACAAAACAGAUGUAUCCCUAAGGUUACAACUUUUCUCGCCUAUGAUGAACCUUUAGGGAAAGGGUUGGCUUCCACUGGACUUACUUUUGCUCUCCUCACAGUCCUGGUGCUUGCAACCUUCAUUAAACACCAGAAGACACCAGUUGUCAAAGCCAACAACCGGAGCCUUACCUACCUUCUGCUAAUCUCCCUUUUGCUUUGUUUCAUUUGCUCCUUGCUGUUCAUUGGACGACCCAGAAUAACAACCUGCCUUUUCCGACAAGCUGCUUUUGGAAACAUCUUUUCACUUGCACUUUCUUGUGUAUUGGCCAAAACAACCACUGUGGUUGUAGCAUUUAUGGCCAGAAGUCCUGGAAGCAAGAUGAGGAAAUGGGUGGGCAAGAGACUAUCCAACUACAUUAUCCUUUUUUGCUCUCUUAUUCAAGUUGUCAUCUGUGCCAUCUGGCUAUUCACAUCUGCCCCUUUCCCAGAUCUUGAUAUGGUCUCACAGUCUGGGCUGAUUGUAGUGCAAUGUAAUGAAGGCUCAGAUGCUAUGUUUUACAUGGUCCUGGGCUACAUGGGCCUUCAGGCCAGUAUCAGCUUCAUAGUGGCCUUCCUAGCCAGAAAGCUGCCUGAUAGUUUCAAUGAAGCCAAGUUUAUUACUUUUAGCAUGCUGGUGUUUUGCAGUGUUUGGAUAUCCUUCAUUCCAACCUAUCUGAGCACCAAGGGGAAAUACAUGGUGGCUGUGGAGAUCUUCUCUAUUUUGGUGUCCAGUGCUGGGUUACUUGGUUGCAUUUUUGCCCCCAAAAUGUUUAUUAUCUUUCUAAGGCCAGAAGUAAACACAAAGAACAAUUUCUUUAGAAAAAACAAUUUCACAAAAUAGCUUAGGGAAAUCACACUAUUCUAUUGCUAGAAACUGACUGCAUGAGAGGCACUGGUAUAAACACAGGAAUUUGUAGAGUCCUUCAUGGGUGCCCCUCUGUAUACAAGAGAAAAAACAUUGCAUUUAAAAAAAUCAGUUCAUGUGAUAGCACUGAAAUAAUUAGAGAGAUGCAUAAUGUAUGUUACACUUGAAAAUUUGUUGUAUAUGUGAUCUUGGUUGGCACACGCCCAAUAUAUUUUUUCUCUAGUGUGUUCACUAGGGAAAAGUGAGGAGGAAUUAAAGAACCUCUUAAUGAGGGUGAAAGAGGAGAGUGCAAAAGAUGGUCUGAAGCUCAACAUCAAAAAAACAAAGAUCAUGGCCACUGGUCCCAUCACCUCCUGGCAAAUAGAAGGGGAAGAAAUGGAGGCAGUGAGAGAUUUUAAUUUCCUGGGCUCCAUGAUAACUGCAGUUGCUGACAGCAGUCACAAAAUUAAAAGACGCCUGCUUCUUGAGAGAAAAGCAAUGACAAACCUAGACAGCAUCUUAAAAAGCAGAGACAUCACCUUGCCGACAAAGGUCUGUAUAGUUAAAGCUUGGUUUUCCCGGUAGUGAUGUAUGGAAGUGAGAGCUAGACCAUAAAGACGGUUGAUCGCUGAAGAAUUGAUGUUUUUGAAUUCUGGUGCUGGAGGAAACUCUUGAGAGUCCCAUGGUCUGCAAGAAGAUCAAACCUAUCCAUUCUUAAGGAAAUCAGCCCUGAGUGCUCACUGGAAGGACAGAUCCUGAAGUUGAGGCUCCAAUACUUUGGCCACCUCAUGAGAAGACUCCCUGAAAAAGACCCUGAUGUUUGGAAAUAUUGAGGGCACAAGGAGAAGGGAACAACAGAGGAUGAGAUGGUUGGACAGUGUUCUCGAAGCUACAAACAUGAGUUUGACCAAACUGCGGGAGGCAGUGGAAGACAGAAGUGCCUGGCAUACUCUGGUCCAUGGGGUCAUGACUAAACAACUAAACAACAACAGUGUGUUCACAAUUAUCACCCAAAUUUACACCCUUACAUAAAAAAAAUUCAUCCAGACUGGACUAUGAUAAUUCCCACUGUGCAUGCUGCCCUUUAAAAGUCCAGAAACUAAAAUUGACUACAAAAUUAGGCCAACUGAAAGGUGUUUAGGAGGGGUGGGGGUAGAAAUCAGGACAUAUCACUUUUCUGUCAUGUGCCAGGCAGGGUCAUCACC
Messenger RNA from Podarcis lilfordi (Lilford's wall lizard), 5757 nucleotides. NCBI's taxonomy places the organism in Eukaryota, Metazoa, Chordata, Lepidosauria, Squamata, Lacertidae. The record is from the annotation of a GenBank genome assembly.